This is a messenger RNA of Onychomys torridus (southern grasshopper mouse), 2124 nucleotides long. Its product is annotated as NXPE family member 2-like. NCBI's taxonomy places the organism in Eukaryota, Metazoa, Chordata, Mammalia, Rodentia, Cricetidae. Bases 51 to 1727 code for a protein of 558 amino acids. The transcript is spliced from 6 exons. The record is from RefSeq and is a predicted model, not a curated record.
CCGAGGAGCCUUUCUGGAUAGCUCUAAAUGCCGAAGGAGCCCAUGAGACCAUGAGGAGGGUACUCAGCUAUAGGACAUUGCUUGGUUUGUUUCCAAAUGCUCCAGCUCGGAAACCGCUCCUGAUGGUGUUCUUUAUGAUUGUUUUCUGUGUAGUCUUCAUGACUUCAAAAGACCAUGCAAAGUUUUUGUUUCGCUUUAACAACCCCAUCACUCUGAGAAAAUGGCACAUCUUCAAGGAGAUUUUGCACACCGAAGGGCUUCAGAACACAUCAGCCCCAACAGCAGAGGUGGAGCUUAUGGUCAUGGAAAUCCUGGAGAAGCUAAACCGGCAGAUUCCACCCAGACCCUUUGCCAACCUCAGCACCACCACCAGCGCCAAAGAGAGCACAGCCACCAUCCUCAACCCUCGUGGCACAUACUGCAUAGGUGACCAGCUGGACGUCCUGCUGGUAGCCAAGGACCACUUUGGUCACAGAAAGGAGUAUGGUGGGGACUUCCUGAGAACCAGGAUAUUCUCCCCAGCCCUGAAGGCAGGAGCUUCUGGAAAGGUGACAGACUUCAACAAUGGCACCUACCUUGUCAGCUUCACUCUGUUCUGGGAGGGCCCGGUCUUCCUGUCUAUCCUGCUCAUGCAUUCCAGUGAAGGAGUGUCAGCUCUCUGGAGAGCAAGGAACCAAGGCUAUGAUAGAAUAAUCUUCACUGGCCAGUUCCUUAAUGGCACCUCCCCUGUUUUCACUGAAUGUGGCCUGACCUUAAACACAGAUGCCGAGCAGUGUCAAUAUCUGGAUGCUCGGGAUCAUGAAGCCUUCUACUGCUUGAAGCCUCCAAAUGUUCCCUGCGAGGCCCUGACCUACAUGAAAACCAAGAAUAGUAAUGUCUCCUACCUCAGCAUUAAGGAACACCUACUUUUCCAGAGGUCCAACAUGGCGGUUGAAGUGAUAAAGAAUUUGGCCAUCACAGUCUCUCCAUGUAACAGGAAUGAAAUCAAGAAAGAGAAAUGUCAAGUUGGGAUGAAGACGCCUUUCCCCAGUGGCUAUAUUUUCAAAGGAAGGUGGAUUUCAACAUUUUGUAAACAGAAUGAGUUCAGUGAGAUGCAAGAUAUAAAUAACUGCUUGACAAGAAAACUGAUUUACCUCAUGGGUGAUUCCACACUGCGCCAAUGGGUGUACUACUUAAAAAAAGCUACAAAAACCCUGACAUUUCUUGACCUUCAUGGAACUGGGUUAUUUCAAACUCAUCUUCUUCUGGAUAUUAAACAACAUAUUUUGGUACAGUGGAAAAAACACAGCCAUCCCUUUGUUACUCAAACGCUGUACUCUGUGAAAGAUGACAACUAUAUCCCACGGGAAAUUGACCAGGUGGCAGGAGACAGUCGCACAGCAAUUGUUGUUAGUUUGGGCCAACACUUCAGACCCUUUCCCAUCAACAUUUUCAUUCGUAGGGUCAUCAAUGUCAAAAAGGCCAUAGAGAGACUGUUCUUACGAAGCCCGGAGACCAAGGUGAUAAUUAAGAGUGAAAAUAUCAGAGAAAUAAAAGAAAAUGCAGAGAUAUUCAGUGACUUCCAUGGCAACAUUCAGAAUCUUAUUUUAAGGGACAUUUUCAGGGACCUUAAUGUGGGUAUUAUCGAUGCUUGGGACAUGACAAUUGCAUAUUGCAGUGAGAACACCCAUCCACCUGACAACGUGGUUGCAGGUCAAGUUGCUAUGUUCUUAACCUACAUUUGCUAGAGGGUCUUAAGUUGCAGAAAAUAUCUCUAGCCCUCCCUACCCCUACUCUCUCCAACCUCAUAUGUUCUGCAUAGACAAUGCAAUCAAAUUUAUGAAGAAAUAAAUACUGAGAAUUAUAGUUAAAUGUACAUAACAUGAAAUUUACCAUUCAAACCAUUUUCAGUCCUACAGCUCAGUGGUGCUAAAUGAAGUCCUAUAUCACACCACCAUCAUUUUAAUCCAUUUUGAACAAUUUUCUUCAUCCUAAAUAGAAAUAGCAAACCUAUUUAUUAAAUAACCACUCACCACUUCCCCUGACCCACAGCCCUUGGCAUCUACAACUAUAUUUUCUUUUUUUAUGAAUUUGACUGUUUUAGACAUCUCAUAUAAAUGAAAUAAUAAAAUUCAUGUGAAGUCA